AUGGCUCCCACUAAUGCCCACAUCGCGCAACAACUCCGACAGCUCAUCUACUACCACCUCGAUAACAAUCUACUGAAGAACGCCCUCUUUCUGGCUGCUCGUCUCAUCGCCUACGACUCCAGGUCUGCCGAAGCAGCCUACCUCCUCUCAUACUGCCAACUACAAGGUGGUUACGUCAAGGCUGCAUGGGAUUCUUGCCGAUCUUUUGCCCUAAGAGGUGCCCAUCUCGGCUGUUGCUAUAUCUUUGCCCAGGCUUCCCUCGAGUUGGGCCGACACGUUGAUGGACUGACUGCCUUGGAAAAGAGCAAACCGCUAUGGCAGAACCGUAAUAAUUGGGGCCAACACAAUGAAUCCCGCCGGCAGCAUCUCCCUGACGCCCCGGCUAUCUUGUGCCUGAAGGCCAAGUUGUUGAGGGCUCAUAAAAACCUCGACCAAGCCGUUGAAUGCUGGGCAGCUGCCCUACGGCUGAAUCCUUUCAUGUGGGAUGCGUUCACGGGUCUUUGCGAAGCCGGCGCUACAGUUAGCAUUCCUAACCUGUACAAUAUGUCACCUGAACUCCUCUCCUUGACCCAGAUGUCUGUACAAUCCUCCCACAAGCUGGACAAUCCUUCCUCCGCAGUAUCAGAGAAGCUGCCUGCCUCGACUCACCCCCCACCUACCAUUUACUCAACUCAAGGCCCACUCGAUCCCUUUUUGUCCAAUCAUAAAGCGAGUGGAACUGUCCAACAAGGAAAUUCCGUGCUGUGGGAGAAACUCAAUGGUAGUAAAAUCAGUGUCAAUACUGCCAGCACAGUCCUUGAUGAAGAAGUCUCUGCCACCCCUGUCCCGGGAAAUGAUCUCGAUCAAGUUGUCCUGCAAACUCAGUUUCACGAUCCCCCGCCCGCUCCUGCGAGGAAAAUGAAACCCGCUCCAGACGAUCCUUCAGAAGGACCUCCUCGGUGGAAAGCCGGAUCAGCACGAGCAAAGGCAAAACCUAAAACAGACGAGAUCCUGCAAGAUUCGAUUCCACCCGUGCCCCCUGUGCCUUCUAAGAGAACAGUCUCGGGCCAGCCCGCCGCCAAUAAUCAUGCCCUGCCUGGCACGUCUGAGGGCACAAGACGCAGCAACAGAUUGCUCAACACUACUCGCCCUCCGGGUGCAAGCACCACCGCCGGCAGUAAGAUUUCCUCAAUAGCCAACACCCUGGGACUUCGUGAAGGUCGAGAAAUCAGAAAAGCCAAGGCCCCUGCCAUCAAAGGGAGAGUCGCGAACGCUGCCACCGUAGGUAGAGUAGUUAGCGGAAAUCGGACCAGGACUGGCUCAACCGACGCAAUGGAUGUUGACAUGAAAGAGCAGAGACCAGUAACGCAUCCUCCACCAGUCCCCCCUCUUCCAAACCCCAAAAUUCGAGCCGAACUGCAUGCAGCCAAGGACAUCGAAGCUGUGUCCGCCCUUCUGGACCUUUUUGGGAGGAUGGCUUCUGCACAAUUGGCCCUUUCCCACUACGACUGUCAGGCGGCGAUCCAAGCCUACAAUUCACUCCCAUCCACCCAGCGCGAGACGCCGUCAAUUCUCUCUCAAAUUGGCAAGGCCUACUAUGAGCAAGGCUCACAUGCAGAGGCCGAGAAAUUCUUCAUUCGCGUACGACAGCUUGCGCCCAAUCGUCUUGAAGAUAUGGAGAUUUACUCCACUGUCCUUUGGCAUUUGAAAUCCGAGAUCGAACUUGCCUAUCUCGCCCACGAGCUUGUUCAGGUGGACAGGUUGUCUCCUCAAGCCUGGUCAGCCAUUGGAAAUUCAUUCUCGCGGCAGAAUGAGCAUGAGCAAGCCAUCAAGUGCUUCAAACGGUCUACUCAGCUCGAUCCCAACUUUGCCUAUGGUUAUACUCUACAGGGCCAUGAGUUUAUUCAGAACGAAGAAUUCGAGAAGGCUCUAGAAGCCUACCGAUCUGCAAUUGCUGUAGACGGCCGACAUUACAACGCUUGGUAUGGUCUUGGUAAGGUCUAUGAGAAAAUGGGCAAGUGGACCAUCGCAGAACAACAUUAUCGAACUGCCGCAAGGAUCAACCCUACGAACGCCGUUCUCGUUUGUUGCAUAGGUGUGGUUUUGGAAAAGCUGAAGAAUCCUGAACAAGCAUUACAAAUGUACACUCGGGCUUGUAGCCUUGCUCCGAGCAAUGCAUUGAGUCGGUUCAAGAAGGCCAGAUGUUUGAUGAGCUUGGCCCGCCCGAGGGAAGCUCUAGCGGAACUCCUGAUAUUACGAGACGUGGUCCCCGAUGAGCCAAACGUGUGGUUCCUGAUGGGUCGACUCUAUAAGAUCCUACGACUAAAGGCAGAGGCCGUUAGAGCCUUCACCAUGGCGCUCAACUUGGAUCCUAAGGCUGCGCAGUAUAUUAAGGAUGCUAUGGAAACCCUUGAUGAUGACGACGAAGACAACUAUGACGACGACGAGGAAAUGAACUAA
Exophiala aquamarina CBS 119918 is the source of this 2439-nucleotide messenger RNA. RefSeq lists its product as uncharacterized. The transcript is spliced from 2 exons. Gene Ontology annotation, biological process: cell division. The record is from RefSeq and is a predicted model, not a curated record. The coding region runs from base 1 to 2439 and encodes 812 amino acids. NCBI's taxonomy places the organism in Eukaryota, Fungi, Ascomycota, Eurotiomycetes, Chaetothyriales, Herpotrichiellaceae. Gene Ontology annotation, molecular function: protein binding.